Messenger RNA from Scedosporium apiospermum, 2796 nucleotides. RefSeq lists its product as uncharacterized. The transcript has 4 exons. The record is from RefSeq and is a predicted model, not a curated record. The coding region runs from base 1 to 2796 and encodes 931 amino acids. Lineage: Eukaryota; Fungi; Ascomycota; Sordariomycetes; Microascales; Microascaceae.
AUGGCCCACAUACGCCUCUACACAGUCGACGAGUUCCCCGCGCCCCACCCCAUCUGCAACGAGUGCAUCGGCAUCUUCGCCACCCGUAGGACGCUAGGCGAAUGGGACGAUACGCAUGCGCAUCACAAGAAGGUGUCUCUCAAGUCGACAGUUACGUGCAAGCUCUGCUGUCGUUUGUGGGACACUUUCUUCACUGAGGGCCCAUCCACCGCAGAUGUGCAGGCCAAACUCGAGGUCGACAUUAGAUAUCGGAUAGUCACGCGGCCAUUCCACCUUAAGCUCGAGAUCCCCGGUAUAGGAGCUGACGCCAAAUUCGACAUUGAAGGUGAGGUCUGUUCCGUUGAUGGAUCGGAUUCGACAUCAAGCACAAUGAGCCUUUGCCGGGCCGACGAAUGGCUGAAGGCAUGUCUCGACAGCCACGACCGCUGCCGAGCUAUAUGUGACGCGCGACGCUGGGCCCGGCGUGUUCCCAGCAGACUGGUCCAGAUCGGAGGCACUGUUCAAGAGCCUCAUAUGCGCCUCCGGGAGACAAAAGACCUGGACCGCUCAGUCAAGUAUGCAACGCUGAGCCAUUGCUGGGGCUCCAACCUGACCUGCCGGCUGCUGCAGCGAAACUACGAAAGCGCCAAGUCCUCGAUACCGAGAUCGGCUUUUCCAAGGGCGUUCCAACACGCUAUCAACCUGGCGCGCCGCUGGGGCCUGGAGUUCAUCUGGAUAGACUCGCUGUGCAUCAUCCAGGACUCGUCCGCCGACUGGGCGCGCGAGUCGGCCGCCAUGGGCGCUAUCUACCGGAACGGCUUCUGCAACCUCGCCGCCACCGGAUUUCCCGACGGCUCACACGGCUUGUGCGUGCAGCGGGACCCCAAGCAGCUGGAACCCAUCAAGAUUCGGGUACCGCGCGACGCGCGUGACCAGAACGGCAACCUCGAAGUGGGGAAGGGAGACUACUACCUAGUCGAUUUCGACAUGUGGCAAGACGGCGUCGAAACCGCGCCUCUGAACCAACGCGGCUGGGUCGUCCAGGAGAGGGCACUCUCAGUGCGAACCCUGCAUUUUGGGUCGUCGCAACUCUUCUGGGAGUGCCCGUCCCUCACGGCCUGCGAGAUCCUGCCCAACGGCAUACCCCACGGCAUGCGCAGUUCCGGGGCGUCCAAGGUCUUCAUACAUCCCAAUGCGAGCCUAACGAUGAGCUGGAGCGAGAAUGACCAGCAGUGGGUUCGUCCUGUAUCUCCAACAGUAGCGUCCGAAGACGACGGAGGGUGGACCGAAGUCGGCAGCGAUCGUCAGCGCCGGGAUGCAAUCAAGUUCCGGGCGCGGAUGCUCCGCUCGCAAGACUGCAACUGGGGCAUGCCUGCUGGGCUGAACCGCUGGGUUGGCAUCAUCGAGCGCUUCUCCAAGGCGAACCUUACCUUUGCAUCCGACAAACUGGUUGCAAUCUCUGGGCUUGCUACUGAGAUGAGUGCUCAUAUGAGAUGCGACUACCUGGCGGGUCUAUGGAGGCAAGACCUGGAGCACCAGCUGCUAUGGACUGUGACAAAUUCCACACAGUUGAGACGCCGCAACACGACGUACCUUGCUCCCUCGUGGUCUUGGGCGUCGGUCGAAGGAGGGGUUUCCAUAUUCCGCUGGGACAUGAAUCCAAAGUUCCUCGACACGGAGUUUCUAGCGAAAGUGGUAGAGGCUCAAGUGUCGCCAGCUUCCAGUCGUAACCCCUUCGGAGCUGUCAGCGGCGGAUGGCUCAAAAUUGCCGGCCCUCUGGGCGUCAUCCGGUUGUCGAAGCAGGGUUUUUCCCAGGAAGCGGCCAGUGUACCGAAGCGACGCCCCGGAAGCGAGGAAGAACAAGAAGUGGCAAUCUCUUGGGAUGCCGAAGGAAGCGACUGCGUGAACGUGCGCAGCCCUGGAUUCGUGCAGAUACGAGCUGGCUACGCCACGACAGCUGACGAGGGUCGAGAAUACUUUUACAUGCCGAUCCGAAUCAUGAACGAGAGCACGAUCUCGAGCCUGCACGUGUAUCUCAGAUCCCUGUUGCUUCUCCCAGCGGGAACGGAGAGAGGCGUGUUCCGUCGAGUUGGGAUGAUGUGGGCCUUUGACAGGAACAGUACUUGGGAGGAGAGCCUGCGAGGGAGGACCUUCAAGCGUUUGAUGAAACCCGCAGCAAACGUUGACAAAAGGAGCAGAGAAACCGGCGAAGGAGUUGCCGUUUUUAAUUUCGACUUAUUCCAGUCGCUGCUUACGGUUGUGACGCCGCUGCUUGAGAACCUCGAGAACCUCAUACUCGCCAUAGACCUGGCCCUCGCAACGCCCCUUUCCGCCGCUGUCAAAUACGCGGUAGCAUUUCUGAGUCACACCAACCUGAAAGUCUUGCGUCUCAACAUGGUCCGCGUCACCGAUCUGCAGCUGGGGGAGAUGACUGUUACCCGCAAACUUCUAGUUAGUGUGGUAGAGUGGUUUAGUCACCAGCCCCAUCGCCUCUCUUUCUUCCGCAUUGUUCUCAUCACCGAAUAUCUCGAUAACAAAGGGCUGUGGCAGAUGACCCUGAAGACCAUUGGCAACCUACAGACCUUGACGAAGCUUAUCUACUUUCAAGCAUCGCACCUUAGAGAAGAAUUCACAGACAACGUCAGCUUCAAACAGCCCAAUCAACAUGGAAGGACGGAGCGGCCGCACACGCGUCGCACGCGGGAGCUGAGCCUGGACGUUCCGCGGCUCAUUGGGUUACGUCAGUUCUCCCACUCGCUCUUCCCUGUCAUCAACGUCCACACCCAUAGCUCAUCCACAAUAGCCACGUCGAUAUGA